Spathaspora passalidarum NRRL Y-27907 is the source of this 2004-nucleotide messenger RNA. RefSeq names its product pheromone-regulated protein. The record is from RefSeq and is a predicted model, not a curated record. Gene Ontology annotation, biological process: transmembrane transport. The transcript has a single exon. The coding region runs from base 1 to 2004 and encodes 667 amino acids. Lineage: Eukaryota; Fungi; Ascomycota; Pichiomycetes; Serinales; Debaryomycetaceae. Gene Ontology annotation, molecular function: transmembrane transporter activity.
AUGCAACCCAUGAAAUAUGACCAUUUGAGUUUAGAAGCCAGAGAAUUGAUUGACCAGCAUAUUCCUGAUGCUAAAGCGCAAUCGCGCAAAUCAGUGGCUCAUCCCCACAUUGAUGAUAUCAAAGAAGAAGACGAAGAGGAUGAACGCGAGAGUGAAGAAACAGCCGAAGAAGAAGGAAAUAACCUCCAAAGAAAGAAGUCAAUUCACAACAGUAAAACCGACGAACGGUUCUUAGCUCCCAAUCCCGACUUAUUCCUUCGCCGAGAAGGAACUCAGGCGUUUGAUCCUCCUGAUGAUUUCUUGCAAGAUUAUGAUGGUGAACACUUUGAACCACCUAAACGAGUACAUGCCGGUGUUUUGUCUUCGUUAUUACAACUUUACCAGAAUCAAGAGGAAGCACUGAAGUCACAAUCGUCAUUUUCUACAUUUGGAGAGAGCAGUGCUACCACGAGUGAAAAUCUUGAACCAUCAUCCCUGAACAUUGACUUUUCCAAAUUCAAGCCUUACACCAAUGAAAGUCCACUAGGCACAUCCUCCGACGAAGAGAACGAUGACAAAGAUAGGAAUUCCCAGAUGCCCAGUUUUCAAAAUGCUCGUCCUCGAGCCCCGAAAAAGGUUACUGAGCCAGUGAGCAAAUUGAAACGACAACUUAAACAUAACAAGCGUCGUGAAGAUCGGAUUCGUAUCACCGUGCACAUUGCUGACAUUUUACAACGCCAGCGGUUCAUUAUGAAGAUGUGUCGUGCACUUAUGUUGUUUGGAGCACCCACGCAUCGGUUAGAAGAGUAUAUGAUUAUGACUAGUCGUGUGCUUGAAAUUGACGGUCAGUUUAUUUAUUUUCCUGGGUGUAUGUUGGUUUCGUUUGGUGAUGCUGCUACAAGAACCAGUGAAGUUCAUUUAGUCAGAUGUGCCCAGGGACUUAAUCUUUCUAAGUUGGCCCAGACUCAUCGGAUUUACAAAGCGGUGAUUCACGAUUUGAUUGGAGUGGAAGAUGCUGGGGCGAAGUUGGAUGAGUUGGUACUGUCCCGUAAUCUUUACCCACCUUGGCUUUGUGUUUUGUUUUAUGGAUUAGGAUCAGUUGCAGUCACACCAUUCGCUUUCGAAGGAGGAUGGAUUGAUUUACCGAUUUCGUUUGGUGUGGGGUUAUGUGUUGGGUUUUUACAAUUUUACGUGUCGUCAAUUUCUCACUUGUAUUCGUCGGUGUUUGAAGUAUCUGCGUCGAUUGUCGUUGCAUUCAUAUCUCGUGGUAUUGGAUCAAUUAAUAAUGGAAGUACGUUUUGCUUUUCUGCCAUUUGUCAAGGAUCACUAGCAUUGAUUUUACCGGGAUACAUUAUUCUCUGUGGGUCCUUAGAACUCCAAUCACGAAACUUGGUUGCUGGGUCGGUGCGGAUGUUUUACGCCAUAAUAUACUCACUUUUACUUGGGUUUGGAAUCACGCUAGGGGCUGCUCUUUACGGAUGGGUCGAUAAGACGGCAGUUUCUGAUAACUCGUGUCGGGCAGGGCAUGCCAUGGAUGACAAGUUCCGGAUUUUGUUUGUACCCAUGUUUGCCCUUUGUCUUGGCUUGAUCAACCAGAGCCAUUGGAAGCAACUCCCCGCCAUGGUUGUGAUUGCCGGUGUUGGGUAUAUUGGUACAUAUUUUGCCGGGAAGCAUUUCUCACAAGUGACGGAAUUCACAUCCUGUAUUGGGGCAUUCAUCAUUGGGAUUCUCGGAAACUUGUAUUCGCGGCUAGGAAGAGGGAUGGCUGUGAGUGCCAUGUUGCCGGCAAUUUUCGUGCAAGUGCCCCUGGGUAUCGCUAGUAAGAGUUCACUUAUCACUGGUAUCAUCAAUGCUGAUCAAAUCACCAAGCACAACGGAACCGUAACGGAUGUGCUGAGUGCAAGUAGUUUGAGUUUUGGGGCUACCAUGGUGGAAGUCAGUAUUGGGAUCAGUGUGGGGUUGUUUGCUGCUGCAUUAGUGGUUUACCCCUUGGGAAAGAGACGUACUGGAUUGUUUAGUUUGUAA